Messenger RNA from Nymphaea colorata (pocket water lily), 863 nucleotides. Its product is annotated as outer envelope pore protein 16-2, chloroplastic. Lineage: Eukaryota; Viridiplantae; Streptophyta; Magnoliopsida; Nymphaeales; Nymphaeaceae. The record is from RefSeq and is a predicted model, not a curated record. Gene Ontology annotation, molecular function: amino acid transmembrane transporter activity. Gene Ontology annotation, cellular component: chloroplast outer membrane. The transcript is spliced from 7 exons. The coding region runs from base 197 to 724 and encodes 175 amino acids.
CGGCGAGGGCUUGACGGUCGUUUUGCACCACGGCGAUCUCGCGCUAUAACUGACUGGUAGAUUACUCGUCUGCAUUCUUCUUGGUCGGCUUCUUCUUCCUCCUCUCUCGCUUUCUGUGCUGUUGGUUUUUGUUGUCGUUGUUGUGGCGUUGCGCUUUGAAGGCGAGGAGGCCGUGGGUGGGUGGAGAAGAGGAAGGAUGAACGGCAACGGGAACAGAUCGCUGCUGGACGAGCUCAGGAGCUUCGACAAGGGAGGGCUCUUCGAUCUCGGCCACCCUCUCCUCAACAGGAUCGCUGAAAGUUUCGUCAAGGCCGCUGGGAUUGGCGCCGUUCAGGCGGUUUCCCGGGAGGCAUACCUGACUCUGGUGGAAGGAGCUUGCUCCGACGCCGGUGCCGACCCGGACCUCAUCAAGACCAGGCGACACCCCCGCUUCCCUAACUUUAAAGGAGAAACGUGCGCCAAGUCUCUGGAGGCCAUGGUGAAGGACACAGGCAAAGAGUCUCUCCAGUGGGGUAUAGCUGCAGGAGUGUACUCGGGGCUCACCUAUGGCCUGAAGGAGGCAAGGGGAGCUCAUGACUGGAAGAACAGUGCGAUCGCCGGGGCAUUGACAGGAGCAACUCUGGCACUGACUACAGACGAUACAUCUCAUGAACGGAUAGUGCAGUGUGCCAUCACCGGCGCGGCACUGUCGACUGCAGCCAACCUCCUGAACGGGAUCUUCUAGGUCGGCUUGUUCGUUCGUGUUGCUGUUUGCUGAUUUUGCUGAUUUUGCGGAUUUUGUUGCUUAAAGACUGAAUGGAUUUGUUAGUCCUGUUGACGCUUUGAUCUUUUAAAUUUAUGGCCUUUGGUUGCCUUUUGGUGAA